UCCUUUCCUGUUUUCGACAUUACAUGGAUUACAAGUGUGUGAGAUAUGUAGGUUUAUGUCCUGGAAUUGUUUUGACAUGAAAUGUAUAUGGCAUAGAGUCCUAGGUUUUCACAUUGGUCCGACUACUACUACUGCUAAUACUAGGACUACUACUACUAAAACACUGCUACUACUUCACUACUAUGUCCCAAUUUUGGCACAGCCAAGCAUUGUCUGAGAUUGAUAUCAGUAUGUUUAAAUCCUGAAAUUGUUUUGAAAUGAAAUGUCUAUAGCAGGAGAGUCCUAGUUGGUCUGAUUUCUACCACUUUUACUAAUACCAUAUUAAUACUGCAACUACUACUAAUGCUACUACCACUACUGCUACUACUAAUACUACAACUGCCACUACUAUACCAUUGCAAACGCCACUGCUGCUGCUACUAUACUACUGCUGAUUUACUACCGCUACCUCUGCUGCCUCUGAGUCCUAGUUAUUCACGUUGGUCUGACCUCUGCUAGUUUUACUACUGCUAGUACUAUUGCAUCUGCUAAUAUACUACUGUUUUCUUCCUUAGGUGUCAGGUGACCUGGAUAUCUCGGAUGACUAUAGUGACAAUAGUGAUGAAGACUACAUCCCAGAUGCAGAUGAUGACUCUUCAGAUAGCUCUUAUAGCAAAGAGUUGAACGUUAUUAAUCCUGUGGGCCAUAAAAGAGCAAGAAUUGCAUCACACAAUCCAAAGGCCAAUAUAUCAGUAAGCUUGAGCUGUGCUUCUUCAGAACCCAUGGAUAGUUGUAGCCCACCAGAGAAAAGCUUACCUUCUGUCACACCAAUGCCAAAAGGGUCACCAACAAGAGCAAAGUAUGGAAGAUACAACAAAAAAGCAAUUCUGUCUUUACUGUAAGAAGCCUAAAUCGAAACAAGCAAGACACCUUGAGCAUGUCCAUUCCAGGGAGCCUGAUGUGGCAAAAGCAUUAAGCUUUGACAAAAAAUCGCAUGAAAGAAGGGUGCUUUUACGCAUUCCGACAAGUAGAGGAAACUUUUUACAUAAUGCAAAUGUGUCAAGCACAGGGACAGGAGAGAUGGUGGCACGACGGCGGCCCAUCAAAGCAAAAACAGCUGAUGAUUACAAGCACUGCAUUCAUUGUCAUGGCAUGUAUGCAAGAGAGACAUUGUGGAGACACAUGAGAUACUGUCCUUUGAAACCUGAAACUAAAGAACCACAAACUGGGAAAAAGAGGGUUCAGUCACUCCCUUAUUUGUCCCUACCACCACCGGAGGAUGUAAGUCAAGCUGUAUGGAAAAUUGCCUGUGAGAUGAAUAAUGAUGAGGUUGCAUCCGUAGUCAGAGGGGAAAGAUACAUUUUACUUCUUGGACAGCAGAUGUACAACAAAAGCACAACAACUUCUGGAAGAAAAGAAAACAUACGUCAAAAGAUGAGAGAAUUAGCCAGACUAGUCAUCACUGCGAGAUCUGUGACACCCUUUAAGAACUUACGAGACUUCAUCAUGCCUUGCAACUUCCGUUAUGUAAUAAAUGCAGUGAGAUCUGUGGCUGGAUACGAUGAGGAGAGCAACUUAUUCGGAAUUGGGUCAUUGGCAGUUAAACUUGGACAUAGCUUAAAGAAGAUUGCGAACAUCAUACAAUGCAGUGCACUCAUGGUAGGUAAUGCCGAGGUUGCAGAGUCUGCUCGCAACUUCUCAACAAUUUAUGAUAAACAAUGGAAUGAGUGCAUUUCAUCUGGGGCACUGAAUACUCUUGCUCAAGCUAAAUGGAACAAGCCUCAAGUCUUGCCUUUCACAGAAGACGUCAAGAAGCUCCACUCCUUCCUUGCCGCCAAACAGAAAAAUGCAAUGAGUGCCCUGCAGGUUGAGCCAAAUUCCAGGAACUUUGCCAUUCUUUCAAAAGUGACAUUGACCCAGGUCAUUCUGUUUAACAGGAGAAGGGAGGGUGAGGUUUCAAAAAUGAUGAUGAAAUUAUAUGUUUCUAGGGAUCAUACACAGAUGCAUAAAGACAUUGCUUUGGGACUCAGUGCCUAUGAAAAUAAGCUUUGUGACUACUUUCAAAGGGUGGAAAUACGUGGGAAAAGAGGGUGAAAGGUCCCCGUUCUGUUUGCCCCUCAUAUGGUUUCUGCCAUAGACAUCCUCAUUGAGGAAAGGGCAAAAUGUGGAGUACCCAUGGAAAAUGAGUACCUGUUUGCUCGUCCAGCUGCUGUUUUCGUGAGUAUGCAAGGGCCUGUGGUGCAGAAAACCCAGGUACCCUCUCUUCUACCAAACUACGCAAGCAAGUUGCCACCUUAUCUACCAUGCUCAAUAUGAAAGAAAAUGAAUUGGAUCAACUCGCCAGCUUUCUUGGGCACGACAUUCGAAUUCAUCGGGAGUUCUACCGUCUCCCAGAGAGCACUCUUCAAUUGGCCAAAGUCAGUAAAAUCCUCAUUGCCAUGGAAAAGGGAAGACUGCCAGAGCUGCAAGGGGAAGGACUAGAUGACAUAAUCAUAAACCCACAAGGUAAUUUUGGGGGGAAAUAUGCCUGAUUCUCAUUACUAGUUUACCUUACUUUAAAAUGAUACUAUACAUAAAGUCAUAUCAUGCCUAAAACUUUGUGUAAGUGUCACUUAACAAAGCGGCCUGUGCUUUGUCAAAUUAGAUGAGGUAGACAUGUCCAGUGGUGUUUCCAGCGAUGAGGAGGGGUUUUCUGGCCUACAUCAGACCCAGAACAAAAUGAAUCAAGGAUCCUCUUCAAUGCCACAUUCCAAGGAUGACAACCUGAUUGAUUCUUCCAGUGAUGAGAUGGAGUAUGCUGACCUGCGUGCGAUGCACAGUGAGAGGACUCAAGGUGUAGGGCGGAAACGUGAGUUGGGGAGCAAGUCUAGGUGUAAACCCCAAGAGCUGGUAUUCUGCCUAGUAAAUGUUGAGAGGCCCGGUCUUACAUAGUGUUACUUGAACUAUAGAGAUAAUAUAUUUUGGGCGUAAUCAUG
This is a messenger RNA of Gadus chalcogrammus (walleye pollock), 2954 nucleotides long. RefSeq lists its product as uncharacterized. Lineage: Eukaryota; Metazoa; Chordata; Actinopteri; Gadiformes; Gadidae. The coding region runs from base 841 to 2073 and encodes 410 amino acids. The record is from RefSeq and is a predicted model, not a curated record. The transcript is spliced from 2 exons.